Molecule: messenger RNA, 657 nt
Organism: Wasmannia auropunctata (little fire ant)
Lineage: Eukaryota; Metazoa; Arthropoda; Insecta; Hymenoptera; Formicidae
Product: protein sickie-like
Exons: 5
Coding region: 247-657 (136 amino acids)
Biological process (GO): nervous system development; neurogenesis
Molecular function (GO): protein binding
Source: RefSeq, a predicted model, not a curated record
CUCGUUGUUGUCGGUUUGAAUGUGUAGUAUCGUGAUUCCGUCCCUGAUUACGUUAACAUAUCUAGUGUGAGAAUCAUACCUUUCGUUCUCUCUUUCGUUACGCAUAUCGGUGAAGGUGCGCUUUUUGUGACUACAGAAGCUGUGGAAGGAUACAUAUCAACGACGUGGGAUUCGCGUGGGUCACGCAUCGUGCACGGAGCCGCGCUUGAAUCACGAUAUCAGGUGUCUCGCAGUGAUGGUACAGCGAUGAGCUUGCAGGCCCAGGCACCAGCCCAACGCCCUGCGAGGUACUCCCCUCAGGAGACCAUCAAGAUCUACACAGAUUGGGCGAAUUAUUAUCUAGAACGAGGGGGUUGCAAGAGGAGAGUGACCGAUCUUCAAGCUGAUCUCUGUGACGGUGUCCUUUUAGCAGAUCUAGUGGAGGCUGUCACUAAUCAGAAGGUGAUCGACGUAAAUCGAAAGCCAAAAAGUGCCCAACAAAUGGUUGAAAACGUGAGUUUGUGCGUGGGAGCACUGCGGGCUUUGGGAGCGGAUGUAGGUGCUGUGAACCCGGGUGAAUUGGCGGCGGGAUCAACCCUGUGGCCGGUACUGGCUUUGCUCUUCGCUCUGUCACGUUACAAACAGCGAGCCAAGCAGCUACAGGAUAUGCCCAGGUAA